AUGCCCUGCCCGACUAAUGACGAGACGACUACCUUUGCUUGCGGGCUGAACGCAUCAGCAUGCGAGAGUAACAGUUUCGAGAUGUCAGGCGGCAGUGGGAUACAGCUCAGAACUGACCAGGUCGCGACGAUAUUGAGCUCCGUGCUGGCUGCUUCACCCUCUGCGACCAGUGCUAUAGGACAACCGACAGUGACGGCGACCUCUUCAGCAACCGUGGCCACAGCUGGAUUACAUACUUCUGAAGAACUUGCUGGUGUCGCAUGUGGUGUCGGCCUGCCGUUGCUGUUCGCUCUUAUUGCCUUGUUGAUCUUGUACCGCCGAGAGAAACAAAAGCACGCACCGCCAAAGCUCAUGUACAAAUUGCCAGACGAUCACAAAGUGGAUGAGUUUACUUUCCGGCCGCCCACUGCUACGGCUGCGAGCCGCAAGUCAGCAUACACGACCACCACAGCAGAUUUUGGCCCUCCAAGCGAUAGAGGCAGUUUCAGAACGGUCGGCAGUAGUCAGAACACAUCUCGAGUACCAGGGUUUGCAGAGAGAUAUGAGAGCAUGCAGAAAGUGGGCCACACGCAUGAGAAGGAGGCACAAGAGAAGCAGAGGCAUGAAUUGGAUUCGAGUGCAAUUCGGGACAUGAUACGCCAUGAGCUGGGAGAAGGCCGUGUAUCGCGGUAA
Messenger RNA from Recurvomyces mirabilis, 672 nucleotides. RefSeq lists its product as uncharacterized. The transcript has a single exon. The record is from RefSeq and is a predicted model, not a curated record. Bases 1 to 672 code for a protein of 223 amino acids. Lineage: Eukaryota; Fungi; Ascomycota; Dothideomycetes; Mycosphaerellales; Teratosphaeriaceae.